AUGUUAUUUGUGGCCCGGCGACAUACUGAGGAGUCCCAGCUAGAGCCAAAGAGGGCCAGAAUGAAUUUUCAUCCAACCUUGAGUUUUUCAGAAGAAGACAAGAUCGGAACCAUCCAGCCCCACGAUGAUGCGCUGUUGAUCACUCUCAGAAUCGAGGACUACGAUGUGAAAAGAGUGAUGGUGGAAGGUGGCAGUGGAGCCGAGGUUAUGUACCACGACCUCAACAAGGGGCUGGGGUUAAAACCGGAAGAUUUGAUGCCCUAUAACUCUCCUCUGGUGAGCUUCGACGGGAAGCUUGUCAUUCCGAAGGGCAUGAUUAGGCUACCUAUCCAAACCGGCCCAGAGAUAGUGGAGGUGAACUUUAUCGUGGUGGACACCUACUCUCCCUAUACAACCAUCGUUGGUAGGCCCUGGCUCCAUACCUUAGGGGCUGUUGCUUCCUCAUUGCAUCAGAAGUUGAAAUUCCCGUCAUAG
Quercus lobata is the source of this 474-nucleotide messenger RNA. RefSeq lists its product as uncharacterized. The transcript has a single exon. Lineage: Eukaryota; Viridiplantae; Streptophyta; Magnoliopsida; Fagales; Fagaceae. The record is from RefSeq and is a predicted model, not a curated record. The coding region runs from base 1 to 474 and encodes 157 amino acids.